CUUAUUAUUGAUCAGCAUCAGUGGCCGGUUGUCUGUACGUAUUAACGCAAGGAUCUCAGAACCUGUAAGAAAGAGACACUUGAAACAAAUACUUCCCGGAGAUAUGACGAUAUGAAGGCGACAUAGCUCUGCCCAACUAAAAACUACAUUAUUUCACACGGAGAUAUUUCAUGCUACCACUGAAUUCUAGGUAUAGCUGUGGAGUGUGAAGCGGAAACGAAUUUGAAUGGAAGUUUUGAGAUCGAGUCCGAUAAGAGAGAACAAACUUUUUUUUAAUUUUGUAUGUGCUUAAGUUGGAAGAAACGUGCUCAGGAUCUGCCCUAGUCGGGAACUCCCGACUAGAUUCUCUUACUUGAUUAAUUUGACAUUGAUUAAAUAUUUUUUCAAUUUUUGUCGAACUGAUAGAUGCGUGUUUGUGGUGCGAUAGAAAACACAACACGAAACCACUUUACAUCGUAUCUAGGGAUUGGGUCAAAUAGUUGGCUAGACUUUGAGAUACGUGCAUGGUUUUGAAUAUCGUGGCUCUUUAAACUUGUAAUAAAGUUAAAUACAGCGGCCAGAAUCAGCCCAGCUGUGGAUUGGAUGCCACUAGGGCCUGGUCCCACAAUCGGUCUUUGAGCUACUACGCCGAGGGCAUUCCCCAGGAUCACUUUUGAGCCAUCUGGUGCGAUGACUACCAGGCGAUAAGAAUUGAGGCAGCGUCUUCAUCAGCGAUUGCCUUGGUGCCGACAUCAUUGCCCACCAUGGUUGUGGGUCAUUUCUAUGUGCCCGUAAACGUCAAUUUUCCCUUCGGAAAAAUCAACUAGAUCAUUAUAUACUAUCAGAUCAAACUUGUUGCAUAGGAAGUUAAGACAACAUAUGCCUUAAUCAGCGCAAAUAAUAAAAUUGUAGAUUAACUUAGCCAAGCGUAGAGUCAAAGCUGUUGAAUCAAAUUAGUUAUACAUUUGCAACGGUUGCUAUUAUAAAACCCAACACUUAUAUCCACAUAAAGGGUGAAGUUGCCAACCAAUUCGAAAGCCUGGUUUACGAGCCAAAAUGAAAGUAUUCCUUGUACUAACUGCUCUGCUAGUCGCUGACACUGUCCUGUCCACUAAGGAGCGCAUUCAUGGCGAGAACGGCUGGUAUGUACCGAAAAUAGACGGCACCAGUAAGUGGAUGGAUCUGCACAAGGCAAAGAAGCUGUUGAUCAACGUAAAAAGAUUCGUUUUCGAUGCUGAUGUCUCCUUCUAUCUUUACACCAAUUCAAAUCCAACCAACGGCAAGAAAAUCAGCGCCUCGAAAGCAUCUAUUUAUGCUUCUCACUUCAACCAAGAUCAUCCGACGCGUUUUGUUAUUCACGGCUGGACGAAGAGCUAUUUGGACUCGUUGAGCCGUAUAAUUACCAACGCUUGGCUGUCACGUGGGGAUUACAAUCUCAUUGUUGUAGACUGGGCGGGUGCUCGCACUAUCUACCUCGCCGCUGUGCUGGCUGUGCCCGGCGUUGGCGCCAGGGUGGGUAAAAUGAUCGAGUACCUUCACGAUAGUCACGGCAUGUCCCUGAAGAGCCUAAUAGUCAUUGGUCACAGCCUGGGCGCCCAUGUUGCUGGUUAUGCUGGCAAGACCGUUGGUAGUGGUCGUAUCCAUACCAUUAUCGGAUUGGAUCCUGCUCUGCCCCUCUUUAGCUAUUACACGCCCAACCGUCGUCUGUCUGCCGAUGACGCCUUCUACGUGGAGACCAUUCAAACUAAUGGCGGCAUUUUUGGUUUUCUUAAGCCCAUUGGCAAGGGCGCCUUCUAUCCCAACGGCGGCAUCCGACAGCCCAACUGCAGUUUACUCGGCUUCUGCUCCCAUGUUCGCGCUGUCAUCUACUAUGCUGAAGCUGUCACCCACAACAACUUUGCAGCCAUCAAAUGCAGUAACUUCAUAGCAGCUAUUGGUAGGGAUUGCAGCAGCCCCUACAAAGAAGUUCGCAUGGGGGCCGUUACCAACGCGAAUAGGGCUGAAGGCACCUACUACGUUCCUGUGAAACAGAAAGCACCGUUUGGCUACAACAAACUACCAACUGAUUUAUAGAAGAGUGUAUUUUUGUGAAACACUUCGAAUAUAAUAGUUUUAGUUAUGGUA
Drosophila virilis is the source of this 2103-nucleotide messenger RNA. RefSeq names its product pancreatic triacylglycerol lipase. Gene Ontology annotation, biological process: lipid catabolic process. NCBI's taxonomy places the organism in Eukaryota, Metazoa, Arthropoda, Insecta, Diptera, Drosophilidae. Gene Ontology annotation, molecular function: lipase activity. The record is from RefSeq and is a predicted model, not a curated record.